This is a messenger RNA of Aspergillus thermomutatus, 2463 nucleotides long. RefSeq lists its product as uncharacterized. Gene Ontology annotation, molecular function: high-affinity potassium ion transmembrane transporter activity. The record is from RefSeq and is a predicted model, not a curated record. Lineage: Eukaryota; Fungi; Ascomycota; Eurotiomycetes; Eurotiales; Aspergillaceae. The transcript is spliced from 10 exons. Gene Ontology annotation, cellular component: plasma membrane. Bases 1 to 2463 code for a protein of 820 amino acids. Gene Ontology annotation, biological process: potassium ion import across plasma membrane; intracellular potassium ion homeostasis.
AUGGACGAAACAACUCCUCUUUUUCCCGGACAGGCCGACCAUGAGGACGAGAAUUCCAUCCCAACGCGACGAACAUCAUCGUCAAGAAUUGUCACCAUCCUCAUCUGGUCGUCCGUCAUUAUAUCCGCCUUGACCUUCUUGUACAAUCUCACCGUCUACCUGGUCGUGAAACUCUCCCCUUACAAUGACUUUCUCCGCUGGGGAACGAGAGACAGUGUCGAAGCCUUGCUCCCUCUGAGCUUCCUCUGCGCGGCCGUCAGCUUGUUCGGCAUCUUCAAACUGACCGUGCUGAACGGCAGCGCAUGGCCCCUUGUCAGCCUCAUCCUCGAUCCUUUGAUCGUGUUCCUCUUCUUGCUCAACCCCGCUCUUGAUAGCUACUGGAUCGCAGACUGGGAGCACUGUGAUGCUUCUCGCCCGGAUUUUCCAGCUCCAGAGUUCGGGGCGGGAUGUGAGAGGUUUGCGAACGCGAUCAGGGCAGUGAUACUCGUGGGGCUUGUGUUUCAGAUGGCCAUCUUUCUGGUCAUCAUCUACCCUUAUGGCAACCUCCGAGCCAUCGAUGCGUUCUUCUUCGGGGCGAGUGCGUCGACAGAGUCGGGACUGAACACAGUUGAUGUCAAACUCUUGAAAACCUAUCAGCAGGUCUACAUCUAUGUGAUUCCCAUCAUCAGCAAUCUAGGUUUCAUCAACAUCCUCGUGGUGAUUGUGCGGCUGCGCUGGUUCGACAAGCGUCUCAAGGAAGCCGCCCCUGCCUUUUUCCGGCAGAGACGUAUGAAAGAUGACGCAGAAGCGGGCGCGGAGAGUGAUCUGAAGACGGCCACAACAUCGGAGAAACAAGACUCUCUCCCGAACGAGUCGCAGAGCCUGCCCCUGAGCGUUACAGACGCCAGCCUUCCCCUGACCACCAUCACCUUUGCCGACAACGUGCACGAUUCUGGUCGGGACAAGGCUCUAUACGUUCCUCCUCCUUGGCAACGAGAUAGAGGACAGCCCAUAGUGGAAGUCGACGAUGAGUUGAGCGACUGCGAGCGGACCAAAUCCGUCGACACUCAGAUAGCCAACACCGGCUCUUCUCGCCGGCGGUUCACGAGCAGACUGGCUCACACCGACACCAUCGAGCGAGUGGCGUCCUCGAUGUUUGUGAUCGGCCCGUCCGCCAGCCAUGGCCCCAAGGCGCAGACACAGCCCCUCGACCAGUCUCUCUCUCAGCAGCUGGACCUGCCUGAACUGUCGUCUCAUGCGACGAUCGGCCGGAACUCGCAGUUCCAUAACCUGACCACCGAGGAUCGCGAGCUGCUCGGUGGAAUAGAAUAUCGCAGUUUGAAACUGUUGCUCAAGAUCGUCACAGGCUACUUCUUUGGACUUCAACUCUUUGGCGCAAUCUGCCUGGUCGGUUGGAUUCAGCACGCGAACCCCAAGUAUCGCGAAUACCUUGCUGAAUGUGGACAAGGCAGCGUCUGGUGGGGCUUUUAUUCCGCACAGACGAUGGUGAACAACCUCGGCUUCACCCUGACUCCCGACUCGAUGAUCAGCUUCCAGGACGCAACGUUCCCCCUGAUCGUCAUGAGCUUCCUCGCCUACGCCGGCAACACCUUCUACCCCUGUCUCCUGCGGUUCAUCAUCUGGACCAUGUUCAAGCUCUGCCCGCACCGCUCCUCCAUGAAAGAACCCCUCAGCUUCCUCCUCAACCAUCCCCGCCGCUGCUACACGCUCCUCUUCCCCAGCAAACCCACCUGGGUCCUCUUCGGCAUCCUCUUCACCAUGAACUUCGUCGACAUCAUUCUCAUCCUCGUCCUCGACCUGCACAACCCCGCCGUGAACAAUCUCCCCGCCGGCCCCCGCGUGCUGGCCUCCAUCUUCCAGGCCGCCUCCGCCCGCCACACCGGCACCGCAACCUUCAACCUCGCCAACGUCAACCCCGCCGUGCAAUUCUCCCUCCUCGUCAUGAUGUACAUCGCCAUCUUCCCCAUCGCCAUCAGCGUGCGCGCCUCCAACACCUACGAGGAGCGCGCCCUGGGCAUGUACCCCGAUGACGCCACCAUCGACGAAUCCCACGGCCGCUCCUACGUCCUCACCCACAUCCGCAACCAGCUCACCUUCGACCUGUGGUACAUCUUCCUCGGCAUCUUCUGCAUCUGCAUCGCCGAGUCGAAUCGCAUCAUGGAUCCCGCGGAGCCGGCGUUCGCCGUCUUCCCCAUCUUCUUCGAGGUGGUUUCCGCAUAUUCGAACGUCGGCCUGAGCCUCGGGUACCCGACCGUCAAUACCUCCCUCAGCGGGCAGUUCACCGUCUUCAGCAAGCUGGUUGUCUGUGCGAUGAUGAUCCGCGGCCGGCAUCGGGGUCUGCCGUAUCAGCUUGAUCGGGCGAUUCUGCUGCCGAAUGAGCGGUUGGAUGAUACUCUAGACGGGGUUGAGGAUGCGAGGUCGGUGAGGCGGAUGGAGAGGAUUAAACGGUAUCAUACUAGCUAG